Coturnix japonica (Japanese quail) is the source of this 2247-nucleotide messenger RNA. It is a transcript of the gene OCLN, whose product is annotated as occludin. Gene Ontology annotation, molecular function: cis-regulatory region sequence-specific DNA binding. The record is from RefSeq and is a predicted model, not a curated record. Gene Ontology annotation, cellular component: bicellular tight junction; membrane; transcription elongation factor complex. Gene Ontology annotation, biological process: bicellular tight junction assembly; positive regulation of transcription elongation by RNA polymerase II; snRNA transcription by RNA polymerase II. Lineage: Eukaryota; Metazoa; Chordata; Aves; Galliformes; Phasianidae.
CCGCCCUCGGGGCUCCCCCCGGAGGCGGAAACCGGGACCGGUCCCGUCCCGCAGCGCUCCCGGCUGCCAUUUUAAGGUGAACAAAGCGGCGGAGUUUCCCUACGAGUCGCUGUGACGCGUCGGACACACGGACGGACCGACCGACCGACCGACGGCGAUCAAAGUCCCCCAUUGAACUCAACGGGGACGGGGAGAACCGGCGGUGUCAGCGCUCCGUCCUUCCCCCCCGCAGGUUCACCAUGUUCAGCAAGAAAUCCUACGACUCUCCCCCCACCAUGUACGGCCCCCCCGGCGCUGAUUACGGCUACGGUUCGCCCCCUCCGGGCUCUUACUACGUAGACGACGCUCCGCAGCACUUCUAUAAGUGGACGUCGCCCCCCGGCGUGGUGCGGGGGCUGCAGGGGGGGGUCCUGCUGCUCUGCGUUGCCAUCUUUGCCUGUGUAGCAUCCACGCUCGCUUGGGACUAUGGCUACGGCCUGGGGGGGGCUUAUGGCACCGGCUUGGGGGGGUUCUACGGUACCGGCUACUACGGCAGCUCGUUGGGCUACAGCUACGGCUACGGGAGCUACUAUGGAGGGGUGAACCAACGCACGGCGAAUGGCUUUAUGAUCGCUAUGGCCGUGCUGUGCUUCCUGGCCCAGUUGGGGCUGUUGGUGGCUGCUCUCAGUAAAUCAGGGGCCACACGCUCACGGCGAUUCUACCUGGCUGUGCUGGUGCUGAGCGCUGUGCUGGCCUUCGUCAUGCUCAUCGCAUCCAUCGUCUACAUCAUGGGGGUCAACCCGCAGGCACAGAUGUCCAGUGGUUAUUACUACAGCCCCUUGUUGGCCAUGUGCAGCCAGGCUUAUGGUGGCACCUACCUCAACCAGUAUAUCUACCACUACUGCACUGUGGAUCCGCAGGAGGCUGUGGCUGCUGUCUGUGGGUUCCUCAUUGCCAUCCUGCUCUGCCUCAUCUGCUUCUUCGCCCAGAAGACACGCAGCAAGAUCUGGCGCUAUGGCAAAGCCAACAUCUAUUGGGACCGUGCACCCGUAGUGCAGGAGGGGCCCGAUGUGGAGGAGUGGGUGAAGAAUGUGGCUGAUGGGGCCAGUGUGCAGGACGAGACGGCCACUCUUGCCUACUCAGAGAAGCCCACCAGCCCCGUUGCUGCCCCCCCAUACAGCUACGUGCCCCCCCCCAGCGCUGGGUAUUACACCUCAGGCACCUACAGCAGCCGGGGUGACCAGCCAGACCGUGCCCUCAGUACCAGCCCUGUGCAGGCAGAGGAGGAGGAGAAGGGGAAGGAUCAGCCCAGCAGACCCUCUGCCCGCCGUGGCCGCCGCCGUCGCCGUAACCCUGAGCUGGAUGAAUCCCAGUAUGAGACCGACUACACCACAGCAGUGGAGUCUGGUGAUGAACGGGACCAGGAGCAAUGGGCCAGCCUGUACCCCCCCAUCACGUCAGACAGCGGCCGCCAACGUUACAAGCAGGAAUUUGACACCGACCUGAAGCGAUACAAGCAGCUUUGUGCUGAGAUGGACAGCAUCAACGACCGCCUCAACCAGCUCAGCCGACGGCUCGACAGCAUCACCGAGGACAGCCCUCAAUACCAGGAUGUGGCAGAGGAGUACAACCAGCUGAAAGACCUGAAGCGGAGCCCAGAUUACCAAAGCAAGAAGCAGGAGUGCAAGGUGCUGCGGAACAAGCUCUUCCACAUCAAGCACAUGGUGAGCGCCUACGACAAGGUGCGGGGGUAACCAGGAGGAGGAAGAGGGGGGGGGGGGGGGGCAACCCCUUCCCCCCCCCCCCACCCAUCACCGUACAGACUGUGAUGCAUUUUGUACCUUUUUUAAGACAAAAAACACAACCAAACACAUCCAUCCCCCCCUCAAAGUGGUCACCCCCACCCCUCUCCAUUCACUGGGGGCUGCUUCUAUCCCCACCCCCCCCCCAUGCUGUUAUUAUGGCAGUGUUGGGGGGUGGGGGGGGGUUGUAAGGCCAGUACAUUAGAGAAGGAAGGGCUGGGGUCUGCACCAGCAUCACAGCCCCACUGGCACUGUGGGUACCUGAGUGGUACCCUGACAUACAGGCCAAGGAGGGGGCUGAGCAUCCCUUGGGAUGUGUGUGUGUGGGGGGGGGUCAGUGCCUUUAGGGGGGUGGGGUUGGGGGGUCAGAGCUUUUUGGGGAGGCGUUUUGUAAGGAACUGGCUGAAAACUGUGUAAUAUUUUUUUUCUAUGUAAUAAUAAAUGAAGUGUAUCUAUUGAUUUUCAA